CGUCACGGAGAGGCACCGGAAGUGGAUGCACUUAUGAAUUUUAAUAAACUUGUUUUUCUUUGUGUGUUUUUCGGAGCCAGCGCGCGGCCAAAGAACCGGGACGGUACCGGGUCCAUCCGCCAUUAAAGUCCCGUUCGUGUCUCCGGUGUGAUGAUGGCGGAGAGUCCGGACUGCAGCGUCCUGCGGCGGACACACAGCGGCGGCGGCGCCGGGCUGACGGUGGUGAAGGUGGAGUCAGGUGUGUCCGGUGAGUCGGUCCUGAACCCGUCACAGGCCUCUGAGCUUCACUUCCUUCGUUCGCGGGUUCGAGAGCUGGAGAGAGAAAAGGCAGAACUGUCGGUGGAGAACCAGAGACUGAAGAACAUGCUAGUCCACGAAAUCCCUGGGCUCCUGUCCACCAUGUGGCAGACGUUGGGCCAGGCCAACAGUGACCCCUCCAUCUCCACGGCAAUGGCUAGGAGCAACAGCUAUGCUCCUUACCUUUAUCACAGCGACUGCGCCCAUAAGGACGAAGACCUCAGCCCCCAGGUCUACGUCCAGCAGCUCCAGGAGGAACUGAGCAGGGACAUGUCAGAGUCCUGGGGCCCGCUGGGCUCCGAGGACGAGGAGGUGCCUGAAGAAGCAGACCUGGGUCUGGGGAGCCACAUGGGGGAGGAGGCGCCACUCUGCAGCCAGACCGACAUGGAGGAGCUGAGGAGGAGCUGCUCGGAGAGCCAAUGUACCGCCGGACACCUUAAUGGACAGGUAAACCAGGUGGAGGUGUAUCCGGGCUCUGGUGUUCUCUGUGAUGUCCGAUCAUGGCAGGCAGCCAAUCAGGCACCGUCUCCUACGGCGAUGGCACGAACGCUGCUGGUAGGUGUGUUUGAUAUGAACACGCUGAUGAACAGUAACCUGCGAGGAGGACGGAGCCGCCGGCCAGCCUUCCACGCACAACGCAGCGCCCUCGACCCGCACAAGAUCAACGCCAUCUUCAACGCCAUCUUGGCUCGCUUUCCUCUCGCCAAGAAAGGAGUCAUCGGCUCCGGCAUCAACUCCAAACUUUCUGAGAUCCGCUUCCGCUCCCGAAGAGCCAAUCAAGAUCCCCGGUUCCUCUGAUGGACAGCUAGACAGCUCCACCUAUCUUACUGAAAAAACCUUCAGUCGUCGCCUGAGAACACAGCAGUCUCGAGCCGCUGGACCGAUGAACAGCUGUUGGAAUAACUCAGCAUCCAUUCAGAUCCAGGACAGGGAUGGCUCUCAUGUCGCUGAGUCAGUGGCUCUUUUGCAACAGAGACUUGUUGGAGAGUUGUGCAAUGCCGUAACAAUAGGUGUCAUUUACCCUGGGGACACUGAGGAGAAGUCCCCAUCACUUUUUGAAAAGGCUGAUUUUAUCCCCAUCACUUUUUGAAAGCAACAACAAAUGAUAACAAAUGAGAAUGCUUUGAAAAAGGUUUAUUUUCACAAUAAGAAAACAUGCGAUGCAAUGUAAAUAUUGAAGAAACAAAUGUGCAUUUUCCAAAAAAAGUAACUUAAGCUAAGAAAAACAAGCUACUAAUUAGGCCUACUGAGUCCAUUACAUUUUUAGAUGUUGAAUUGUCACCUACCACCUGAAUUGUGUGCUUCCCUUUCUAAAAAUAAAGACAUUUUCAGCAUAAAUCGGUGCAGAAAAUGUCUGUAGGAUGCAGGAAAUUAAGUGUUUAAUGCUCAAAAUCUUCUGGGGAAUGACCCCCAGACCCCCACUCAUAAAUUUCACCAUUGAAUAUUUCUUCAAAAUACUGUUACAAUAUCUUCUGUAACAUGAGCGCAAUAUUGUGCAUGAUCACGUCUCGUAAAUUAAGUGUAUUGUCUCUCCCCUAAUCUGUCCCUCUCACGACCAUGAAGACACAACCACAAAGAGAUCCAAACUUACAUUUACUCAUUUGGCAGACGCUUUAUAUCCAAAGCGACUGUAGUGGUAGUCGCACAACUAAACUACCAAAAUACCAAAAGGGGACGCAAAAUGACCACAAAGAGAUGAUCAAAAGGACACAACCACAAAGAGACUCCAAACUACCACAAAGAGAUGCAAAGUGACCACAAAGAGACGAUCAAAAAGACACAACCACAAAGAGACUCCAAACUACCACAAAGAGACGCAGCAUGACCAGAAAGAGACUCCAAACUACUACACAGAGACGUUAAAGUGACCACAGAGAGACGCAAAUGACCACAAAGAGACGAUCAAAAGGACACAACCACAAAGAGACGAUCAAAAGGACACAACCACAAAGAGACUCCAAACUACCACAAAGAGAUGCAAAGUGACCACAAAGAGACGAUCAAAAAGACACAACCACAAAGAGACUCCAGACUAUCACAAAGAGAUGCAGCAUGACCAGAAAGAGACUCCAAACUACUACACAGAGACGUUAAAGUGACCACAGAGAGACGCAAAUGACCAGAAAGAGACGAUCAAAAGGACACAACCACAAAGAGACUCCAAACUACCACAAAGAGAUGCAAAGUGACCACAAAAAGACGAUGAAAAAGACACAACCACAAAGAGACUCCAAACUACCACAAAGAGAUGCAAAGUGACCACAAAGAGACGAUCAAAAAGACACAACCACAAAGACACUCCAGACUACCACAAAGAGACGCAGCGUGACCAGAAAGAGACUCCAAACUACCACAAAGAGAUGCAAAGUGACCACAAAGAGACGAUCAAAAGGACACAAAGAGACUCCAAACUACCACAAAGAGACGCAGCAUGACCAGAAAGAGACGAUCAAAAGGACACAACCACAAAGAGACGAUCAAAAGGACACAACCACAAAGAGACUCCAAACUACCACAAAGAGAUGCAAAGUGACCACAAAAAGACGAUGAAAAAGACACAACCACAAAGAGACUCCAGACUAUCACAAAGAGACGUAGCAUGACCAGAAAGAGACUCCAAAUAUUACACAGAAACGUUAAAGUGACCACAAAGAGACGUUCAAAAAGACACAACCACAAAGAGACGAUCAAAAGGACCUAACCACAAAGAGACUCCAAACUACCACAAAGAGACGCAGCAUGACCAGAAAGAGACUCCAAACUACUACACAGAGACGUUAAAGUGACCACAAAGAGACGAUCAAAAAGACACAACCACAAAGAGACGAUCAAAAGGACACAACCACAAAGAGACUCCAAACUACCACAAAGAGACGCAGCAUGACCAGAAAGAGACUCCAAACUACUACACAGAGACGUUAAAGUGACCACAAAGAGAUGCAAAGUGACCACAAAGAGACGAUCAAAAAGACACAACCACAAAGAGAC
Molecule: messenger RNA, 3285 nt
Organism: Micropterus dolomieu (smallmouth bass)
Lineage: Eukaryota; Metazoa; Chordata; Actinopteri; Centrarchiformes; Centrarchidae
Exons: 5
Coding region: 151-1095 (314 amino acids)
Molecular function (GO): DNA binding
Source: RefSeq, a predicted model, not a curated record